Neolamprologus brichardi is the source of this 962-nucleotide messenger RNA. Its product is annotated as natural killer cells antigen CD94-like. The record is from RefSeq and is a predicted model, not a curated record. Lineage: Eukaryota; Metazoa; Chordata; Actinopteri; Cichliformes; Cichlidae.
AUGGAGUCUUCACAAGGACACGGAGACGAUGAAGCUAGGAGGGAAACACUUGCAGGUGCAGGAUCCUGUCAGUUUUGUCAUCUAACAGUUGGAGUGGCUAUUGCUAUAGCAGCAUUAACCCUGAUCGUAGGACUCCUAUUGUCCUUCAUUUUAUUUGUCAUAUUGACAGCAGCACCAGAAGCAAGUCAGACAACAAGGCAGGAACUGCUGGAGCAACUGCAGCAGUGCCAGAAACAGCAGCGUGACGUGAACCUGAUGCUUCACGCUGUCACUCAAGACUCAAGGUGCAGUUUGUGCCCUGAAAAGUGGCUGUGGUGGAUGGGACGUUGCUACUUCUUCUCAGUUGGACUGCAGGAAAAUCGCCAAUGGAAUGAGAGCGCCGAGUUCUGCCGGCAGCACAACAGCAGCCUGGUUGUAAUCGAAGACUCUGCAGAGAUGGAUUUCAUCCAAGGAGUGAUGACGAAGUUCUCCCAGAUUCCUUUCCUGUGGGUGGGACUGACAGAUGCCAAGCAGGAGGGUCAGUGGCUGUGGGGCGAUGGGAGGGCAGUCCAGCACUACAUGCAGGUGAUGGUGGAGUGGGAUGCUGAUCACAGGGACUGCGCAGACCUGAGGGGAGGCGCGAGUCUGUUCGCCGCUGACUGUGAAGAGUACGGGCCGUGGGCUUGUAAGAAGGAGUACUGACACGCAAUUACAAUUUAUUUUACACACAGUUUACUUACAAUGUCAAUUUGGCAUGAACAAAAGAUAAACAAAAAGCUGUUUAUAACUCUAAAAUCUAUGAAUCUUAGGAAAAGAAGACAAAAGGGAUAGGAAUACAAGACGUUAAGUCAGCCAUAUAAAACAUUUAUUGCCAUCUGAAAGUGCAUUAUAAAGUGCAUUCAUGUACGAAGAGGCAAAAUGUCGAAAAAAUAAGCAACAAUGUUGUUGCCUUCAGUUUUGGACAGAGUUAGCUUAUUCUUUAA